Molecule: messenger RNA, 2389 nt
Organism: Plodia interpunctella (Indianmeal moth)
Lineage: Eukaryota; Metazoa; Arthropoda; Insecta; Lepidoptera; Pyralidae
Exons: 5
Coding region: 49-825 (258 amino acids)
Source: RefSeq, a predicted model, not a curated record
GCCAAGCGGAGCCUGCCUCAAUCCGCGGCCGGCUGUGCCCCGCGACGCAUGCGCGAUGUCGCCUCGCUCCAUUGUUUACAUUUGUCGAUGCGACGCCGAACGCACGCUACCAUAACUGCGAGCGAAACCGGGUGCAAACUGUUUACCAGUGAUUUGUGUCAAGGAUCGGAUAACCUACUCAAGGAGGGCCGGGAAUCUGUAGCGGUGGGUGCGUCGAGGUGCAAUGGGAUGCGGCGGCUGUGGCCAGCUGCGGUGGCGGUCUGCCUGCUGCCUGCGGUCUGCGGUGACGUCAUCUUCCGCGUGCCUGAAGUGAUGGUCCAACACGCAGCAGCCCCCAAGCCGGUGGGUACGGGACGCAUCAACGCGAGCAAGAGCAACGACUUCGAGUGGAGCCCCGACGAGGCGCUGGUGGAGGUCCGAUACGAGGAGUACUUCGUGGAACAUGACGUGUCUACCGUGGACGCCAGGAGAUCUGCGAGGGCGCUACAUGUUGAAGAUGUUCCAGAGACGCAGCUGGGAUGCGGCUCGUGUAGUCGCCGCGAGAUGGAGUACUGCGAGACGCGAGUGCUGGCCGAUCACUGCUGCUGCGACCGCCAGGUGCUGCCGGAGCCCUUCCCCUGGCUGCCUCACACCUGCUACAUGGGACCGCACAGAUGCAGGCCUCUGGCUCACGACUGCGCGCAGUAUGAGAGGCUGAGGGACUGUUGCUGCGCUAGGAAACUCGCUGAGCGAUGGAAGAGCAUCCUGUCGAAGUCAACUCGCGUGGGCGUGUCGGGGGCCUCGCUGCUGCUGCUGUCGAUGUUGCUGUUCGUCGCGUAUCUGUGACGCGCGGCCCCCGCGCGCGCGGCGCCGGCGCUUGCGCAUGUCUAGACAAUUCAUAUCCAACAGAUGGGGGUGCUCAUGCAUCGUCGUUUAUAGCCGGAAUCUGGAAUUUCCAGAAUUUCUCGUUGGAGCCAUUGGACCGAGCUCAUGCAUUAUUAUAAUUACUUUUAUCUGAAAUGUCGGGAUCAUUAUCAUCAUCAUUUGUAGCUGCGACUUCUGGAUCGAGCUUCAAAAGUUGGUAUCAACUUUUGAAGCUGGAACAACAGUGAGAGUAAUGCGUUCACUGAUGGUGUAUUAGAGCUGUGAUCAUGAUUGAUGUAUUGUAUAGACGCUAAGAUAGAUUCUCUAUAUGUAUAGCUCAACAGAGUUUGUCAUGCCAUAGUCUUUAUUCAAAAAUAAAGAAGAAUCGAAGCGUCAAAUUAAAAUAGAAUCUUUUACAAAACCAAUUUACCCUGCACUUACCUUUUCACUGAAGCUCUAUAUCUGAAUAUUGAUCUGUGAAUCAUCGAGGAACGAUAUUCUUGUUCCUUUGGUCUCAAUAAAGAGGUUACUGAGAAGUUAUAACAUCAGGACCAUGAGCAUAAAAUGUAAUAUUAGUCUGAGCUGGAAAGACGCAGUAAUCACUCAAAACGGCUCAAUCAAAACUAUCAUGUAUGAAAUUUCAUUUUUCUGUUAGGUACCUCAGAGACAUUGUUAGUGUAACAAUAUUUGUGAAAUUAAACAGAUUUAAAUUCCAAGUUAGUAAUCGAAAGCAUAAAACUUAUGAAAAAUCACAAAAUGUAUCGUAAACCCUUUUGAUGUUCGGUAUUCUUUACCAAUAUUGAUUACGUGUUUUCGAAAUUCAUAAAAUUAUUGAGUCCUAAAUUCGAAGAGUGGAAGUGAAGUGAGUAGAAGGGGUAUUCAUAUUGAUCAUGUAAAAGAAGUUUUUGGAAGGUGCUCAGAAGCCUGAAAUUAUAUAAGAUCACAAUAAAUUAUAUCAGAAUAAUACCUAAUUGUUCAAAAGCACUUUUAUAUAAUUUGCAAUUGAGUUGAUUCCCAUAACUAAACUUUUAAAUAAGCUCUGAAAACGCAAGUGGAGAAGAAGUGAAGUGACGAAGCGUUCCAACUGUGUGUUAUAUACUUGGCUAAUUUGCGGGUAAAACCUAGAAACUUGCAGCUUACGUUGUCAAAAACAUAAUCUAUUAAUGUGCUUAUUUAUAUUCUUACUGGACAGUAUGACAAUUACAUUUUUGUUAUAAUUUAAACUGUUGGCUUAUUGUUGUUAAUUUAAUUUUAAGUUAGCGAACACAAAACGAUUGCUUUACUUAGAUAUUUACGUUUCGUGCUUGACACCAAAGGUGUUAAUAUUUAAGCUUUCAUCAAAUGGAAGUUGUAGUGUAGAUAUUAUUUUAAUGUAGUGUAUUUGUAAAAGUACUCUAGAUUUAAGAAUAUGUGUCUAUUAUUCGAUGUUUCUUAUGUAAUUAAAUCAAUUUAUAGAAUAGAAGAAAAAUGACGGCACUAAAUUAUAUAUUUGAUUCAGAAGCAGUUACCUAUUUUAUCAUGAAUUAAAGAAAGUUACCACGACACA